Molecule: messenger RNA, 4437 nt
Organism: Polypterus senegalus (gray bichir)
Lineage: Eukaryota; Metazoa; Chordata; Cladistia; Polypteriformes; Polypteridae
Gene: hdlbpb
Product: high density lipoprotein binding protein b
Exons: 28
Coding region: 178-3951 (1257 amino acids)
Cellular component (GO): cytoplasm; nucleus
Molecular function (GO): mRNA binding
Source: RefSeq, a predicted model, not a curated record
CGUGCGAUCACUCCGCUGACAGUACCGUGUGUUUAUGACGGAUUUCUGGAGGAAGCAGGACCAAAGACACAAAUUCACACUGAAGCGACAUCGGUAGCCUCGUUCAGGACGGACUUCUCUGGCAUUUGACCAUUUCGCAGUGGAAUACCGGAUACUCGCAAAUCUGGGUUUGAAACCAUGAGCUCAGUGGCCGUGUUGACACCUGAAAGUUUUGCUGAGCACCGCAGUGGCUUGAGAGAUGAGGACACAGCAGGCGGUGUACCAGAGGAUGAAGCUUACAUUCCUACAUACCUUGAAGCCUUCCCUCCCCUACCAGAAAAGGGUGCACCCACAGAAAAAUCUAGUGAACCAUCGGGAGCAUGGAGCAAGAUUCGACCAAUCAAGUCCUCUGUCAUCACUCAGGUGUUUCAUGUCCCUCUGGAAGAGCGCAGGUACAAGGACAACAGCCAGUUUGGGGAAGGAGAGGAGUCUAAAGUUUGCCUUGAUAUUAUGCAGAAGACAGGAGCCCACAUUGAGCUCUCCUUGGCUAAAGAUCAGGGCCUGUCCAUCAUGGUGACUGGCAAGCUUGACUCUGUCAUGAAAGCUCGGAAGGAGAUUGUAGCUCGGCUUCAGACCCAGGCUUCAGCCACUGUCACCAUACCUAAGGAGCACCAUCGGUUUGUUAUUGGAAAGAAUGGUGAGAAGCUGCUGGAACUGGAGCUGAAAACUGCCACGAAGAUUCAGAUUCCUAGACCAGAGGACUCAAGUAAUCAGAUAAAGAUUGCUGGCACUAAGGAGGGAAUUGAGAAGGCUAGACAUGAGAUUCUCUUAAUAUCUGCAGAGCAGGACAAACGAGCUGUUGAACGGAUUAACCUAGAGAAAGCUUUCCAUCCUUUUAUUGCUGGAGCCUACAACAAACUGGUACAGGAGGUCUGCCUUGAGACAGGAGCACGUAUUAACAUCCCUCCACCUAGUGUCAACAAGGAUGAGAUCAUUAUCACUGGAGAAAAAGAGCCUGUGGCACAGGCUGUAGCACGCAUCCGCAGCAUUUAUGAAGAUAAGAAACGCAAGACAACAACCAUUUCAGUAGAGGUGAAGAAAUCCCAGCAUAAGUACAUCAUCGGGCCCAAAGGUAAUACGUUGCAGGAGAUACUAGAUACCACUGGAGUUUCAGUGGAAAUGCCAGCAUUGGAUUCUAGUUCAGAAACCAUAAUCCUGCGAGGUGAGCCUGACAAACUGGGAGCGGCUCUCACUCAAGUAUAUGCUAAGGCAAAAAGUGUGAUGGUGGCUAAAGUAAUGGCUCCAGCUUGGUUACAUAGAUUUAUUAUUGGGAAGAAAGGACAAAAUAUCAGCCGGAUCACUCAGCAGCUUCCUAGGGUUCACAUAGAGUUUACAGAUGGAGAUGAGAAGAUCACACUUGAAGGUCCAACUGAAGAGGUUGAGCAGGCUCAGGCACAAAUCCAGGAGAUUAUAAAAGAUUUGCUUGUCAGAAUGGAUUACACUGAAGUAAUGAUAGAUCAGCGCUUUCACAGGCACUUAAUUGGAAAAAAUGGUGCAAACAUCAAUCGCAUUAAGGAACAGUACAAGGUACUGGUGCGGAUUCCACAGGAUGGUGACAGAAGCAACCUGGUACGCAUUGAGGGGGACCCCCAAGGAGUGCAACUUGCAAGGAAGGAACUGCUUGAGAUGGCAUCACGUAUGGAAAAUGAGCGUACCAAAGACCUGAUAAUUGAACAACGAUUUCAUCGGACUAUAAUUGGACAGAAAGGCGAAAAGAUCAAAGAGGUUCGGGAUAAGUUCCCAGAGGUAAUCAUCAAUUUCCCUGAUCCAUCUCAGAAGAGUGACAUUGUUCAACUUCGUGGCCCCAAGAAUGAAGUGGAGAAGUGUGCCAAGUAUUUGCAGAAGGUCAUUGCUGAAUUGAUAGAGAACAGCUACUCCAUUUCAGUUCCUAUAUUUAAGCAGUUUCACAAAAACAUCAUUGGAAAGGGUGGUGCCAACAUCAAAAAGAUACGUGAGGAAACAAACACCAAGAUUGACUUGCCAACAGAGAACAGCAACUCUGAAGUUAUUCUAAUCACAGGGAAGAAAACAAACUGUGAAGCUGCCAGGGAUCGCAUUUUGGCAAUCCAGAGAGAGCUGGCUAAUAUCAAGGAAGUAGAGGUGUCCAUUCCUUCAAAACUGCACAACUCCUUGAUAGGGGCAAAGGGCCGUCUAGUUCGAUCUAUCAUGGAGGAAUGUGGAGGGGUCCAUAUUCAUUUCCCUUCAGAGGGAUCAGGCAGUGAUAAAGUCACUAUCAGAGGCCCCAUGGAGGAAGUGGAGAAAGCCCGAAAGCAACUGCUACAACUUGCUGAGGAAAAGCAAAUCAACAACUACACAGCUGAGCUACAGGCCAAGCCUGAAUACCACAAAUUUCUAAUUGGCCGUGGUGGGGGCAACAUCCGCAAAGUCCGUGAUCGUACUGGUGCACGGAUCAUCUUUCCUACGACAGAUGACCGCGAAGUAGAGGUCAUUACCAUUGUUGGAAAGGAGGAGGCUGUAAAACUAGCGCAGAAAGAGCUGGAGCUGCUUAUUAAGAAUCUGGACAAUGUAAUAGAAGAUGUGAUGGUAGUGGACCCUAAAUAUCAUAGACACUUUGUCACACGACGUGGUCAAGUCCUUCGAGAGAUUGCUGAAGAAUAUGGUGGAGUAACUGUCAGCUUUCCUCGGACUGGAGUUCAGAGUGACAAGGUUACCCUGAAAGGAGCAAAGGAUUGUGUUGAAGCUGCUAAGAAACGGAUCCUAGAGAUUAUAGAGGACCUGGAUGCCCAAGUCACUCUAGAGUGUGUGAUCCCACAAAAAUACCACCGCUCAGUAAUGGGGGCCAAGGGUUCCAAAGUUCAGCAAAUCACUCGUGAUUAUGAUGUUCAGAUCAAGUUUCCUGAACGGGAGGAAUGUUCUGGAAUGGAUCUGCAUCUUCAGGAAAAUGGGGAUGUUAGUCCUGAAGUAGAGCUUGUGCCUAACAAGUGUGAUAUUAUUACGAUCUCAGGACGCAAAGAAAAAUGUGAAGCUGCUCGCAUUGCUCUCCUAGCUUUGGUCCCUGUGACUUUGGAUGUUGAUGUCCCAUAUGAUCUUCACCGUUAUAUCAUUGGACAGAAGGGCAUUGGAAUUCGCAAGAUGAUGGAAGACUAUGAGGUUAACAUCUCUGUACCUCAGCCAGAUCAGCAGUCAGAUGUCAUUAAAAUCACAGGACUAGUGGCAAAUGUUGAACGAGCCAAACAAGGAUUGCUGGAGAGGGUGAAAGAGCUGCAGGCAGAACAGGAAGAUCGGGCAUUGCGAAGCUUUAAACUCACAAUUUCUGUGGAUCCUAAAUACCACCCAAAAAUUAUUGGCAGAAAGGGAGCUGUAAUUUCACAGAUCCGUAAGGACCAUGAUGUCAAUAUUCAAUUCCCAGACAAGGGAGACGAGCACCAGGAUAUAAUCUCCAUAACAGGGUAUGAGCUUAACACAGAGUCGGCCAAGGAUGCCAUCUUGCGCAUUGUAGCAGAUCUGGAAGAAAUGGUUAGUGAGGACAUCAAACUAGACCACCGAGUUCAUGCACGCAUCAUUGGUGGUCGUGGAAAAGCUAUCCGCAAGCUUAUGGAGGAGUUUAAGGUUGAUAUACGCUUCCCCCAGCCAGGAUCCAAUGAUCCAGAUCGAGUGACAGUCACAGGUCUUCCUGAAAAUGUGGACAAUGCUGUUGACCACCUCCUCAUUCUAGAGGAGGAAUAUAUGAUGGAUGUGACAGAGACUGAGACAAUGGCUGCUUACAUGAAGCCUCCUUCUCGCCACGAGGAUGACCACCGGAGUCCAGCUAAAGGAUUUGUUGUCAGAGAUGCACCCUGGAAUGUACCAGGAAAUAAGGCCCCUGACAUGAGCAGUGCUGAGGACUUCCCAACCUUCGGAGCAGGCAUCACCCCCAAACAGAUGUCUGCUUGGGGUCCAAAGAAGUUUUGAGAAGAAAAUGCUGAAGCUAACGGCCUCUGUCACGCACAAAUCCUCAUACCAUCACCUUCAUUUCCAUUCCAUUCCUGACACCUUAAAAUGUAACGUAACCAGUUUGUCAAUGCGCACACAGAAUUGUCCUCUUCCAUAUGCACUUUUGACCAUCUUUUCCUGCUUCUUCCCAACUUCAGGGAAUUACACACCAUCUAGCCAUCUCCUUUUUUUUUUCUUCACCCCCCCCAACCCCCUCAAUAUCUUAUUUUGGGUGGGAGGCAGGGCAGGGGUGGUCUGGCAGCAUGUGGUGUAUUAGGGUGGUUUUUUUUUUGUUUGUUUUUGUAUAUAUUGGAUAGUAGUUACUUCAGGGGAUGUGUUCUAAUUCCUUCACCACUUUUUCACACUUGCCCAUCUUCAACCAUUUUAUUGUGGAUUUACUACUCAUUUUUCUACCUCUCUUUCUCAUUGAAAGCAUUUCAUUUCCCCCUUUUAAAAAAAAAAAAA